GUGCACACGGAGGAUCACACUAGAGCGAACAAUACAGAAUCAGCAUGGCUAAAGGUGACCCGAAGAAGCCGAAAGGCAAGAUGUCCGCUUAUGCCUACUUUGUGCAGACGUGUCGUGAGGAACACAAAAAGAAGAAUCCUGAAAUCCCAGUCAACUUCUCAGAGUUUUCAAAGACAUUUUCUGAAAGAUGGAAGAUCAUGUCUGCUAAAGAAAAAUCCAAGUUUGAUGACUUGGCCAAAGCUGACAAAGUAAGAUAUGAAGAAAUUAAAGAUUUUGGACCAGUUAAGGGACGCAGGAAGAAGAAGGACCCUAAUGCACCAAAGAGGCCACCUUCUGGAUUCUUCUUGUUCUGCUCAGAUUUCCGUCCCAAAAUCAAAUCCACAAAUCCUGGUAUCUCCAUUGGGGACGUUGCGAAAAAGCUAGGUGAGAUGUGGAAAAACCUGAGCGAUAGCGAGAAACAACCCUACAACAGCAAGGCGGGAAAACUGAAGAAAAAGUAG
This is a messenger RNA of Bufo gargarizans (Asiatic toad), 500 nucleotides long. RefSeq names its product high mobility group protein B3-like. The record is from RefSeq and is a predicted model, not a curated record. Gene Ontology annotation, biological process: regulation of transcription by RNA polymerase II. Gene Ontology annotation, molecular function: DNA binding, bending. NCBI's taxonomy places the organism in Eukaryota, Metazoa, Chordata, Amphibia, Anura, Bufonidae.